CGAUGUCAAACUUCAUGGAGGACGCCAAGAAAUUAAAGAAGCACCAGACUUCGCUCAUAGUUGCGGGUUCUGCCCACCAUGCCCACUUUAAACGCUGCCUCAACCACUUGAUGAACAACGUUGACGAGGAGUUGCAGCUCAAGCUUUCCACCAUCCACUCCAAUGACGCCACGAUCCAACUGCAAAUGGCAGAGCUCAGUGGCCAAGAGAUGAAACAGCUUGGGGUCUUGAGUACCCAGUGUGAAAAGGUGCUCGCAAAGUACUCGCAAAAGACCAGGGAGAGCAGCCGGAUGAUUCAAAACCACGCCGAGGCGAUUGACCAGAAGAUGCAUAACAGCUGCUGAUAUAUUAGAGAGAUGAGCAUUAUGCUAGCUGCCUUAGUCAGCCAAGUGACGGGUAUACCCCAUUACCCCAAGUCGAGUGAUUAAAGUGGAAAGGCCUCAGAUGGUGCGGUUUGGCGGCGGACUCUCUCAAUUUUGAUAGGGUAAGAAUUAAACACCUUUUGGAUUCUGUUUGCUAAAUCUGAGAAGAGCUUCAAUGGGAACCCAGGCAUGACAAGCAUUCAUAUGAUAAGACCGUUCGUCCAACGGACACCUGUGCUGAGACUAAGAUGGAAUGCUCACUCAUCCUUUGAGUAAGCCCCACCCCCUUCAAACUGUGGUUAGUUUUAUCGGGGAAAUUAUUAUUCCAAGGAAACGCUCUAAUAAAAAGCUAAGCUCGUUUAAAUGAGCAUAAUACAAUAACGAUGGAUAGGCUAUAGGGAUUCAUAUAUAGUUUUUCGCCGCAUGAAACGGUUCCAUAAAGCUGCGGGACAAACCGUUACACUUAUU
This is a messenger RNA of Babjeviella inositovora NRRL Y-12698, 830 nucleotides long. RefSeq lists its product as uncharacterized. Lineage: Eukaryota; Fungi; Ascomycota; Pichiomycetes; Serinales. The record is from RefSeq and is a predicted model, not a curated record. The transcript is spliced from 2 exons. The coding region runs from base 15 to 344 and encodes 109 amino acids.